Molecule: messenger RNA, 1392 nt
Organism: Amphibalanus amphitrite
Lineage: Eukaryota; Metazoa; Arthropoda; Thecostraca; Balanomorpha; Balanidae
Product: proteasome activator complex subunit 3-like
Exons: 3
Coding region: 312-1064 (250 amino acids)
Biological process (GO): positive regulation of endopeptidase activity; regulation of G1/S transition of mitotic cell cycle; regulation of proteasomal protein catabolic process
Cellular component (GO): proteasome activator complex; nucleoplasm; cytoplasm
Molecular function (GO): endopeptidase activator activity
Source: RefSeq, a predicted model, not a curated record
UCACCUGCACAGGGUGAGCACAAUCUGGCGCAUCGAUUUGAGCAUUUCCAUAUUGAUAUUCAAGUUUGUUCACGUAUUUUCAAACCGUUUCGUUGUCUUGGUUGCGUUUAUUAAAAUUUUAAAGCAUUUUCAGCAAGUUUUGUACAUUGAUAACUUGAUUGCUCCCAUAUAUAUUGAUGUGGCUCGCUCUAGCUAGUUUGUGAAUUCUGCAAGUUCAAGUUCGAGGUCAAGGGACUUGAUCUUGAUUGCUGAUUGUCGCCUAUUUUUGUAAACGGCAGUCGCGGCCCGGCCGCUCUCCCCACCCCGACAGUAUGGUGUCGGCCAGCGAGGCGAAGGAGGCGCGCGCCAAGGUAGAGCAGUUCAAAAAGUCUGUCACCGACGAGGGCGAGCGCCUGGUGAAGGAGGUGUUCCCGCAGCGCAUCCUGGAGCUGAACGACCUGCUGGCCAAGCCGCCGUUCACGGCCACCGACCUGACGCAGUUUCACAGCGCGCUCAACAUUCCCGUGCCGGAGCCGCGCGACACAGCCGAGCAGCCGGCCAAGCGGCGUAAGCUGAGCGGCGACAAUGGUGUGGCGGCUGCUGUGGAUGGCACCAAGGUGAUGGCUCUCCCCAGCGGACCCGUGCCCUGCAACAAACUCAUCAGCGAAAUCAUCGAGACGCUCAAACCGAUUAUCCGGCAAAUUAUGGAGGAGACAAAUCUGCUCAAAAUGUGGGUCACAUACAUGAUUCCGAAGAUCGAGGACGGCAACAACUUUGGCGUCUCGAUCCAGGAGGACACCCUGGGCGAGGUGUCGUCGGCCGAGUCCGAGGCGGCCACCUUCUUCCAGGAGAUGUCGCGCUACUAUAGCUUCCGGGCCAAGUUGAUAUCCAAGGUGGCCAAGUACCCGCACCUGGACGACUACCGGCGGUCCGUGCAGGAGAUGGACGAAAAGGAGUUCAUCUCUCUGCGACUGACGCUCGUCGAAAUCCGCAACCGCUACUCGACGCUACACGACGUCAUCAGCAAGAACCUGGAGAAGAUCAAGAAGCCGCGUUCGGUGAACUCGCAUGACACGAUGUACUGAGGCGGCGCGGCGGCGAACACGGUGAAAAUUGUCAGGUUGUGGUCGUAGCGGGUGGGUGAGGCACGGCGCGGCGCGUUCUGUGAAUGGGCGGCCGGGUGUCCGCGCCCGGUCGGGUCAGUGUGCGCCUGUCCGUACCGCGGGCCUGUGAUGUCGCUGCAGUCGGGGUGAUGUGCGCUUAUCUGUUGGUGCCACCGCGUGGCCGUCGCAGUCUGUUCCAUGUCUUUUGUCAUCAGUCCGCACUCAGUCACUACUCUUUUCGUGUUAACUCUGUGAGAAGCCAGGAGGAAAAUCAGCUCGUGGGUGGAGCCAAAUAUAAAUUUGUAGACAA